UCCCGGUGGGGAGGGAUGAGGAGUACUGCUCCUCCGGAGCCCACAGAGCCCCGCCCCUUCACCUGUGCCUUACUCUCCUCCUGCCCACCACCUUUUCAGUGCAGGGUCGGUCUUAAGAACUCCACAUCUGCUGUUCCUCCCUGGUUUUCAAGUUUCCUUGCAGUGUGAAGACUUUAUUUAUUUUUGCCAAAGCAGACACAAUAAAAGCCACAGCUCAGCUCUUGCCUUCCACACUUCUGCAUGAUACUCUUUCUUGCCUCUGACUAGGUCAGUGGACAGAGCUUCCUCUCAGUUGAUCAGUGUCUUCAGUAUCUAACAGUUGGGCCUCACAGGGCUGCUUUGAGACCAGGCAGCUGGGGACCCUCUCCUAAGGUCAGCCCUUUGACAGGGACACAUGUACGCCACUCUGUUUUCUCUGAGGCUUGCUGACUCUUUCUUGAGCACUGUUUCAAGGUCCAGCUGAUAUGUUUGGGACUUUGAGAUCCUUAGUGUAAUAGAAACUAAAAUGUUGGGUUGGAGUAGCUCCGCUGAACACCUGUCCAGCACGCACCAGGCCCAGGUUCCUUCUCAAGCAGUAGGGGAAAAAAAUGUUUACAAAAGGUGUCACCCACACAUACGAUCCACAUGGUGACACAGUGAGGGUGUGGAGCUGACAUCAGGGCUGGAUCCCUGUGAAGGGUGAAGCUUCUAGAACUGAGGCUUGGGGACAAGGGAAGAUCAGUCCCUGACCCACACAGGGCGUCCUGCCAGAACUUUGUGCUUGGCUCUUCCUUCUUGGUUGUCACAUUCCUCGUUGCCAGCACCUACCAGAGCCAAGCCUUGCUCCUAUGGCCAGCCCUGGGCAGCCUGGGGCUGCAGAAGGCCAGGAGGAAGAGGAGACAAAGGGGGUCUCAGCAGGGCAUCGUGCAGAGGUGCUGCGACAGGCCCAGGAGCUCUUUCUGCUGUGUGACAAGGACGCCAAGGGCUUCAUCACUCAGCAAGAUUUGCAGGGUCUGCAGAGUGAUCUUCCCCUUACACCUGAGCAGCUGGAGGCUGUGUUUGAGAGUCUGGACCAGGCCCACACUGGCUUCCUCACAGCCCGGGAGUUCUGCCUAGGCCUGGGGAAGUUUGUGGGGGUGGAGUCGGCCCAAGGUGGGUCCCCCUUGAGGACUCCUGAGGAAACCUUUGAGUCUGGCAGUGGGGGCUCUCUGGAGGAGGAGGACGAUGUUGAGACUUUCUGCACUUCCUUGGAGAAGCUGGGAGUGGCCCGGGUCCUGGGAGAGCAAUGGGCUGUGAGGACACUCUGGGUCGGGCUGCAGCGCGAGCGACCCGAACUGUUGGGCUCUCUGGAGGAAGUUCUGAUACGCGCGUCCGCCUGCCUGGAGGCGGCGGCCCGGGAGCGGGACUGUCUUGAGCAGGCGCUGCGGCGGCGGGAGAGUGAGCACGAGAGGGAAGUGCGCGGACUGUAUGAAGAACUGGAGCAGCAGCUAGGGGAGCAGCGACACCGACACCACAGACAGAGCCAGAACCUACCCCGGGAGGAACAGAGGGGCCACCUGGAGCUGGAGCUGCUGUCCCGAGAGCAGGAGUUGGAGCUCGCAAGUCUGAGGCAGCGGCAGCUGGAACAGCAGCUGCAGGCCCGGGCUGCAGAACAGCUAGAGGCACAGGCCCAGCACACCCAACUGCAGAGAGCCUAUGAGGCCGUUCGGGCACAGCUAGACCAGGCACAAGAGCUGCUCAGCCGACUGGAGGGCGAAGCACAGGGUCGUCAGAAGCAAACCCAAAGAGAUGUGGUUGCUGUCUCCAGAAAUAUGCAGAAAGAGAAACUCAGCCUCCUAAGGCAGCUGGAGCUAUUGAGGGAGCUGAAUCUGCGGCUUCGGGAUGAAAGGGAUGCCUGUGAGACCAAGCUGUUGGGUGGUAGCCACAGGAAGGCUCUAGCUCUUCCCCAGAAACCUGGGCCCACCUACUGCUGCUGCUGCUGUGCCUGGGCUCGGCCCCCCAGGCGAGGUUCUGGCCAGCUUCCCAGUGCCCGAUGACCAGCCCCAGAUGACCCACUGGGCUUUCCUUAUCAAGAGGAACUACUCCUAGAAGGGGACAGGUCUUGGGUGGUGGUUGCUUGCAAGGAUGUGGCCCUCCCUACCCAGAAAGCAUCACCUGCCCGAAGGAGUUAACCUCAGAGUG
Messenger RNA from Acomys russatus (golden spiny mouse), 2160 nucleotides. RefSeq names its product calcium release activated channel regulator 2B (gene Cracr2b). NCBI's taxonomy places the organism in Eukaryota, Metazoa, Chordata, Mammalia, Rodentia, Muridae. The record is from RefSeq and is a predicted model, not a curated record. The transcript has 10 exons. Gene Ontology annotation, molecular function: calcium ion binding. Bases 828 to 2015 code for a protein of 395 amino acids.